Periconia digitata is the source of this 897-nucleotide messenger RNA. The record is from the annotation of a GenBank genome assembly. NCBI's taxonomy places the organism in Eukaryota, Fungi, Ascomycota, Dothideomycetes, Pleosporales, Periconiaceae.
UUCUGGUUUUCUUUUCCCCAUCCGCUUGCGACCCCAGUUCUGCCUUCUCUUUUCCCGUCUCUUGGGUUCUUAUUUGUCAUUUCUCCUUCCCUGGUAUUCGGUGUCGGUCGAGAAAUGUAUUUCACUAUGGACUUAAUAUCGAGCGAGCAAGCAAGCAAGCAAGCGCGGGGUCAGAAAGCCACCAUCCGCAGCGGACCCAUGGCCCGUUUGGAACAGUGCGGGCGAGUUUCCGAUUCCCAGGGGUCGAUGGUAGCGGCCAUUGGCCACAUGUUUUUUAUCUAUUCUCCUGUUUCCACAACCUGUUUUGAUCCCCCACUUCGAUUCGGACAUAUUGUCUGUUUCUUUCCUCGACAGUUCGCAUGUGCCGUUUCCAAUAGUGUCGUCGGCCAGGAACAUGCUUCUCCCACCCCGUGCCAUGGCCGCGACGGCUCAAGAGGGCAUCGAUAUUCGUUCUCACGCCCCAUGUGGCACCCCACCUGCACGCAACCGACCGGCGUGUGGCAACAUGGCACAGGCCCUCCCAGUCAGUCGCAAGCCCAAGGUGGAGCGCAUCGACAUUUGAUUGUUUGCGAUGCUGCUCGCGUCCAGCGUUUGGGUGCGGUCCAGGGGUGCUGCGGCUACGCUACUCAACCGAGCCGUCUGGUAUUACUACGUUGUAUUUCGCUCGCUUGGGCGACCAGAAGGACAAUCACGCCGAACUAUUGGCAAGCCCCAUCAUGGCGCGCCGAAAGGCAUCACGCGAGAGCGAGGGGGAAGGAGUUGGCCAGGGGCGGACGCGACGCGACGACAUCGGUUCACGCGCCUCCCCGCUCGAAGCGGCAGAAGCUCCGUGAGUAUCAAUCUGCGACGGAUUCACCGUGGUGGGCGUAUAGGUUCAAGGUCAUACCUGGCGAUUGA